AUGUUACGAGAACAACUAAAGAAUUUGAAAGCACAAAAGAAUAUCCAAGUUUUUGAAGAUGAUAGUUACGACAAAAUUAGUAGAAGAAAGUACAAUUUAUUCAGGAACUUAUAUAAGAAUUUCAUUUUAUCAUCUUUACACAUAGAAUCUGUUAAACUAUGCUUUGAAAAUUUGAAAGGGUUAAAUAAAUCCUUUGAAGAAUUUGAGAAAUUAUUUUGUUUAGAAGAUGGAGAUAUGGUUGAUAGAUUAUAUAAUGAAGAUGAAAAAGGAAAUAAUGAGAUAUAUUUAAAACAUCGUGACUUUUUAACAAAAGAAGAAAAUAAAUAUAUAUUUGAAAAGAUAAAGUUAUUUUUAAAAUUAUGUUCUUUGUAUUGUGAUAGAAAAGAAAUAAAAAUUUUGCUUGAAUUUUUAAUAUAUAAAUAUGAAAUAAAUGUAAAAUGUAGUCAAGAUAUAUUAUUAUGUUUAUUACCUAUAUUAUUUAAUAAAAUCAAUUUAAAAAAUAUAUUAGAAAUAUUAUAUAUACAAAAAGAUUGUGUGUUUGUAUUUUUUAAUAAUUGUAGACACGAUGAUUUAGUAGAAUAUAUAGAUAAAGCAAUAUUAAUACAAAAUAUUAAAAAGAAUAUUAAUAUAUAUAAAACUAUAUUUAAUUAUAUUAUAGAUUUAAUAGGUUGUAUUCAUAUGAUUCAUGAUGUAGAAAUAUAUAUGACAUAUAUAAAUUUUUUUAUGUCGAUAUCAGAAGAUAUUAUGCAUAGUUACAUUAACAUUCCAAUAUCUUUAAUGGAAUUUUAUUUUAAUAUAUUAUUAUCAAUAAUAAAAAUAGGGAAGCAUGCAUUUCAUAUGUUUAAUGAAAAUAGAGUUAUGAAAAAAAAAAUGAAUAUAACACAAAAUAAUAACCAUAUGUCAGAUAAUAUAUAUAUAAAUCAAAUAAAUAUAUCUUGUAAAUUUUUAGAUAAAUUUAUUAAAUUAUUUGAAAUGGCUAUACAAAAAAAAUCAAAAGAUAUAACCAAUUUUCAUGUUUUAAAAAAUAAUAUCCUUACCAUCUUUGAAAAGGAAUUUAUAGUAAUGCAUGAUAUGGUGAUAACAAAUACCUCUUGUUCUGAUUUUAUAAAAUCAUUAAUUCUUUUGUUGAAUAUUAUAUAUAAGUAUAGUUAUAAUAUUCAUUUUGAUAAUUAUAUUAAUAGAAAACAAAUAAAAUAUAUAUCGGAGGAAUAUGAAGAACAUGAAAUAGUACAACAAAGUUCCGAGAAAAACGGAUCAAAUAUGAUAGAAAAUAUACAAAAUGAUUUUCAUACAACAAAUGGUUUAAAUGAUUCCAUUAUACCAAACAAAUAUAUUAAAAUAAAACAAAACCAAACGAAACAAUCUGGUGAUAUAAUAAAUUCAAUGAAUGACAAUGUAGAUAAGAAUACAAAUUAUAUUAUAGAUCUUAUCCAUUUUGUUAAAGAUAAUAAAUAUAAUUUAUUUGAUAAUGAAAUAAAUAAUAUAUUACAAAAGGAAGAAACCAUAUUAAAUUUUGUUAACCUUUUUUGUGAUGUUAACAAUGUAUACGAAAUUACAGAUAAUUUAAUAAAAAUAAUUUUUAUAAAGUGUUAUUAUUUAAAAAUAAAUAUAUCUAAUUUAGAAUAUAUUUUUUAUAAUAUUCCAUUCAAAAAAAAUAAUAAAAAUCAUAUAUUCAAUAUAAUUUUAAUAAUUAAUUUAAUAUCAUACUAUAUAUUUCUUAUAAAAAAAGAACAUGAACAAGAUGAAAAAAAUAAGGACAAACAAUUUAUUAUAUCAGAGCAUAAUGAAGUAAAAACUAUAAAAGAUGAAUUAAAGCCUAAUACAAAAUUUAUACAAAGGUUGAUAAAAAAAUGUGUACAUAAUAAUAAUAAUAAUAAUAAUAAUAUUAAUUUAUAUGUGAAUAAAAUAAUUAAUCCUAAUCAUUUCUUUGAUAUUAUAAAAUAUUAUAUGAAUGAAAAUAAUGAAUUGUUUAAAAAAAAAGUUAUCUUUUUUGAAACAUACAGUAAAAUUGAUCAGGGGUUAAUAUUAUUGCUUAAUGCAAAUAAGAACAAAAUGAAUCAUAUACCUUUAUACAAUAUUUUAUAUAAAUCAUUAGAAGUCGACACAACAUAUCCAUAUUUGAUAAAUGAAGUGCUAAGAAAUAUUAAGUUUAUAUAUGAUUAUAAAAUGAAAGUAACAAAAAUGAAUGCUCUUAUAGAGCCUGCGGUACGCUCAAAUGAUAUUCCUACAGACCAUAUGAUCAACAACAAAAAUAAUAAUAAUGAUAAUGAUAAUAAUAAUGAUAAUAAUAAUAAUAAUAAUGAUAAUAAUAAUAAUAAUGAUAAUAAUAAUAAUAAUGACAAUAAUAACAGUAAUAAUAAUAAUAAUCAUAGUAAUAAUGAUGCUUAUUUAGAUGACAAAUACGAACAAAUGAGAAACGAAUACUUAACCUUAGGACUAAUAAACAAAGGAAAACAAUUCCUAAAAUCAAAAAAACAUAUAGAAAGUUUAUAUAACAAAGUAAUAUUCCUAUUAAAAGAAAAUAAAAUUGAAUUUAUUGAUAAUUUAAAAUACUAUGAAAAAGAGUUAUUAUAUUUCUUUCCAUCCAAGAAAUAUAUGUAUAAAAUUUUAUUUAAAUCAUUCAAAGAAUUAAAAUUAGAAAAAUUUAUUCAAAUAGAUAAAGAGAGAAAUACCCUGUUUUUAAAAUUCUAUAUAAAAGUAUUUAUGGUAAAAAUGAAAAAAUUGCAAGAGAAGUAUAAAAAAGAUUUAAUGGAAGAUAAAUUUUUUAAAAAAUUUAUUAAUUUUAACUUUUCCCUUUUUUUUAUUAUUUAUGAUUAUAUAACAAAUAGUAAAUCUUAUCCAGAACAUUCUUACUUUUCUAGGAAUAUCGCUUCAGAAAAUUUUAAAUUAAUCAAAAAGUUCUUUUUAUAUUUAUCUAAAUUAAGAAAUAUAGAAUAUCAAUCAUUUGAAGAGUUUUUUCAGAAAGAAAUAAAAGAUCAUCGUUUAAACAAUAUUAAAAUUAUUAUAAAAUAUAGUAAUCCAUUUAAAUCACUAAUUUUAUAUAGAAUAAUAAAUUAUUUUACAAUGGUUGAUUUGUAUAAAGUGAAAGGUAUUAGGUUUAUAAAUACAGAUCAAAAUGGUAAUAUAUUUAAAAUUAAUACAAACAAUAAUGAUAAUCAUAAUAAUAAUCAUAAUAAUAAUAAUAAUAGUUCUAAUAUUUUAACAAUAGACGGACAAAAUGAGUUACUAUUACUUAAUACUACAAAUAAAAAUUAUAAUAAUAAGAAUGAAAUUUUUGCGAUUGAAAAUAAAGAAAACAAUUUAAAUCAAAAUAAGGAAGAGUCAGAAGAUAUUACAUAUGAUGAAAUAAUGAUAAGGAAAAAGGAAUUAAAAAUAUUUUUAAUGAAAGUAUUCAAAAUAUUAUUAAAUAAUAUAAAUGAUACAAUUUCUAUCAAAUCAGAUAUGAAAAAUGAUAAUUUAUAUAUGAAUAUAUUAAACGCAUAUCAAAAAAAUAUUUUAUUAUUUGUAAAUUAUGAUAUAUCCUUAACAACUUAUUUAUAUUAUAAAUAUUUGAAUAUAUUUUAUGUAAGUAAUACAUAUUCUAUUUUUAUUUUAGACACAUUAAAUUACUACUUCUUUCUUUAUAGAACAAAGCAUUAUAAAAAAUUUAUAGAAGAUAAUAAUAUAUGUUCAGCUAUCGUAUUCGAAUUAUAUAAACAUUUAUUGAAAGAUCAGAAAACAAAAAUAGAUAAAAAAAAUUUUUAUCAAUUUAUUAUAAUAUCUAUAUUGUUGCAUACCAUACCAGAUAAAAGUAAUACAAAUCGUGUAGCAUAUAUGUGGAAACAUGUACAUAGAAAAUUAGGAUCGAAACCAUUUGUUAUGGAAUAUGAUAUUAUGAAUCAACUCUUCUUACAAAAAAAAACAAUAAAGGAUUUAGGAAAUUUUGUUUUUGUAGAUGAAAACCAAAACACCUUUGAUGUAGAAAUAAAUAAUACAACGGAAAAGCAACAUAUUAAAAAGGAUAAUAUAAUAAUAAAUAAUAAUAAUAAUAAUAAUAAUAAUGUAUACCUUAACCAUACUGAUUAUAAUACUUCUAAUAAUAUAAAUUCAGAAGAACUACAUAUAAAUUUAAAUGAAUAUGAUUUUAUAAAAUCUUGUAAUGACUAUCAAUUUGAUUAUAGAUGUUUUGUUGUUUCGGCAAAAAAUGUACCCACACGAAAUAAUGUAUAUAAAGAAGUAAUGAAAUAUUAUUUAUUUAUUUUUUCCUAUUUUAAUAAACAUUUCUUUGAUAUAUUUAUAUCCAACUUUUAUAUUUUUCAAUUACAAAAAUGUGUAUUAUACGAAUUUCUCAAUUCAAAUAUAAUCCUAAUAUUUUUAAAAAGAAUCAUGAGACGUAAAUCUUAUCCUUAUAAAAUUACACAAAUAUAUAAAUCAGUAUUAUCUAGAAAUCUUGAAACAAUAAUUAAACAAGAACAUAUAUAUCUUUUCUUACAUUUGGUUGAUUAUUAUGUUAAUGUAUUAGAAAAUAAUUUUUCUAAAAAAAAAAAAACAGAAAAAAAAAAAAAAAAAAACAUACCUAUAAACUCAGAUAUACAAGAAGGAAAUCACACAAUUAAUCAUACAAAUGAAAAAGCUUGUAAGGAUAAAGAGGAUAAUAAUAUAAUUCCUGUAACUAAUAAUAAUAUUCCAUUAAAUGAUGAAAAGGAAAAAAAAUAUAUUAAUCAAAAAUUAUUUCGAACAGUACAUUCUAUUAAUAUGGAUAUAUAUUUAACAAAAUUAAGAAAUGAAUUGAAUAAUAAAAAAAUUCCCAAAAUUAAAUAUACCAAUUUAUUAAAUGAAGAAUAUGACGAAAACAUGUUUUUUGAUAGUUUAAAAGGUUUUUUUAAAUAUCAUCAAAAUUUAUUUGAAGAUAUAUAUUUCAUUAAAGAAAAUGAUAUUAAGCAUAUAUGUGAAUUAAUUAUUAAUAUUAUAAUAAAUUCAAAAUGUUAUUUAUUCUUAAUUCAAUUAUUAUGUAUUAAAAAUUUUUCAAUAAGUUCUUUAUAUAAAAAAAACAUAUUACAAGCAGUAGAAGACUUAGAAAUUACAAAUAUGGUAUUUUUCAAAAAAUUGUUUUUAAAUAAAAAAACACAAAAUUAUAAUUCCCUUUUAUUAAUGUGUAAGAAUGUAAAGAAUCUUAAGGAAAAAAACAAAAUUAUAUUAUUUAUUGAAAAACAAAUGGAUAAAAAAAAUAAUUAUACAAAUUAUAAUAAAAUUAUUAAAAUACUUCAUAUAUUAUCAGAAACAACUGAUGAUACUAAUCAAAACAAUACGACAUUAUAUCAUGAAUAUGUUAAUACACAUAUAAGUAUAUUUAAAAAAAUAUCAUAUUAUUUAAAUAUUUGUGAUACUAUAUUUAUAAAAUUAAUUAAAUAUAUAACUAAUAUAAGUACACUUAUAUAUCAAAGUACAUAUCUUAUAGCAUAUCAUUUUUCUUUACAUAAAAAUAAUUUUUUUUCAAAUAUUGUAAACUUUUUUCAAAAAAAUAUAAAUUAUUUAUAUGAAAAUAUAUUUUUACAUCUAGAGCCCUUAUCAAGAAUUUUGGACAAAAUUAUAAAGAAGAAAAUAUACUUGUAUGUUAUAUAUGAGAGAAAACAAAUGUAUACUGAUUAUUCUAAUAGUAAAAAAAGGAAAGCUAAUCAUGAUGUUAUAAAAGAAAAUAAAUUAUUGGACCAAUUAAAAGGUAGUAAUAUUCAUGAUAAUAAUGAUGAUGAUGUAUCUAUUGUUAAGGAAAAUGAUGAUAAUUCUGAUCAUUUGGAUACUCCUGUAGAACAAGCAAAAAAAAGGAAAUUACAAAAUAAUAAUAAAAACAAUUAUGAUGAUAAUAAUAAAAACAAUUGUGAUGAUAAUAAUAAAAACAAUUGUGAUGAUAAUAAUAAAAAUAAUUGUGAUAAUGGUAUAUUCAUGUAUGAGCAUAAUUCUUAUAACAUUCCAAUAGACCAAAAAAAUAUAAAUUUUGAUAAUCAUAAUAAAAUAUAUGAUCACAUGAUAAAUAAUAACUCCAAGAAUUCAUUUAACGAAAAAAACUUUAUGAAUUAUUAUCAUCUACACAUUUUUGCAUUUAUAUGUACAACUAUUAAUACCAUAUUCAAGAAUGAAGUUGAUAUUAAAAAGUUUACUGUUUUAACAAAUAAUAUAAUAUUCCUAUUUAAUAAAUGUUAUAGUUCAUAUGUUGUUUCUAUAUGUCUUAUAAAUUUAAUUAUAAAAAUACGAUUGGACAAAUUAUAUGAUUGCAAAAAUUAUAUACUAGAAAUAUUUAAUAUAUAUAAUUAUGAUGAUGUUGAUUAUUGUAUUAAUAAUCAAUUAUUGUUGUUAUUAGCUUUAUAUUUAUGUCCAGAGAAUUAUAAAAAAAAUAUCCUUGUAGAAGACCUAAAAACAGAGCAAGAACAGAAUAUUGAGAAUCAUACGGAAUAUAAUAAUAAUAUGCAAAUAUCUUAUAAUGAAAAUAAUAAAAAUAUAGUAUAUCCAUAUUAUGUCUAUUCCAAAUUAAAAUAUAUCAAACCACAUUUAAAAAAAGUAACUAAUAUUCAUAAUUUAUGUUUGAAACUUAUUUCAUUAAUAUCCAUAAUUCAUAACGUGAAUGAAAAGGAUAUUAAAUCUAUUUCUUACUUUAUUUAUUUUUCAACAUUUCAAAAUUUUAUAUUAUGUUUUACCCUUGCUCAAGACAAAUUGAUUAGUAGAAAACUUAAUUUAUUGUACAAAAAAUUUUCAUUUCAAAAUACCGACACAUUUGUGUUAACCCAUAUAUUAAAUAAUUUUAAGAUAGAGUAUGAUUUAAAUACACAGGGGGAAAUGAAUAAUGAUGAGAUAGAAGAUAAUAUAAACACAUUACAAUAUUAUAAUACUUAUUAUGAAAAAAAAAAUGCAAUAAAUAAUCAAAUGCAAAAAUUAAUGAAAACUGAUCAAGAUAAUAUCGAAAAAUAUAGUUCUAUAAAUCUAUCAAAAUUUGAAAAUAGCUAUUUGUACAAAUUCCUUUUUCAUUUAAACAAAUUGAAAGAUUAUAUGAAAUUUAAUGAUGGAUUUCAGAAAUAUAAAAGAUUUAAACAAAAUAAAAAUAAUAAUGAAAAUAGAUCCAAAUUCUCCUAUGAUGAUAUUUUAGAGAAUAAUAACUAUUUUGUGUAUGAUAUAUUUUGUGAUAUAUUAAAUUGCGAACCUGAUAAAAGUAUUCAAUUAUUUAAGAGAAAUGUAUUUCUUUUUUAUGAACGUUUAAUGGAUAAAUUAUAUCAUUUAAAUUUUGUAACUAAUAAAAAUUUAUUAAAAGAAAUUAUAAUCUUUAUUAAUCAAAAAUUAAAUAAAGAAAUGGAUUGUAAAUAUAUAUUCGAUGCUGUCAUGUAUUCUUUAUGUAAUAAAAAAGAAAUAAUGAUUUCUCCAUUAAAUGAAUUAUAUAUAAAUAAUAUAUUUAAUAAAUCAUUAUUUAAUAUUAAAUUGGAUGAUUCUAUGAAAAUAUUUAUUAUCUCUAAAAUAAAUCAAAUGUUAACAAAACUAUUUAAUCAGUAUUAUCACGUUCGUAAAUAUGAAAAAAGUAAAAUAAAUAAAUUCAACAAAAAUAAUAAUUAUUCUGAGAAAAAUGUUACACAUAUGGAAGCUAAUCAAAAUGAUGAUAAUAAGAAGAAACAUGUUGAACAAGAAGAAAACAGCUCAUUAAAUGAUAGUAAUAGUAAUAAUAAUAAUAAUAAUAAUAAUAAUAAUAAUAAUAAUAAUAGUAGUAGUGGUAGUAGUAGGAGGAGGAAACAACUUAAUGUGGAGCUUAAAACAAACCAACACAAGGUAUAUGAAGAAAUUGAUAUUAUAUAUGAAGAAUAUAAAAAAUAUAAUGAACAAUUUGGAUCAGACAUUUUAAUAGAAUCAGUUAAUCAAAAGGAUACAACUAUGAAUAAUACAUUUGAUGAUGAUAUAUAUAUAUCCGAUAUUAAUUCUAUAGAUUCAGACUACAAUUUCGAUGAAGGACAUGAUUCAUAUAAUUCCAAAUCAAAAGAUCGAUCCAAUGAUAUGGUAAAUUUAAAUAAUAGAGAUAUAAUAAAUUUACACAAUAAUAAUCACACGUUAGAUACAUUAAAUAACAUUAAUGAUUUAUGUACUGUAGAUAAUAUGGUAAAUAUAUUUAAUGAUGAAGAAAUAAAGAAUAUAAAAUUUAUUAAUAAAAUGAAAGAUUUAAAAAAAUUGUUUGGUAUAGAUAGCUAUUAUAUGAAUAAUAUAUUAAAAUGUAUAGCUACGUUAUUAAUUAAUUUCCCCAUUAUUACAAAAAAUAAAAUGAUUCAAUUAUUUCAUGUAAUGUUUUUAAAUAAUAAAAAGUAUAUAUUAAUAAGUACAAAAAAUUUAUUGGUAGAAUAUUUCUAUAGUUUAAGUAAUGAGAAAAAAAUAAAUAAUUUAAGAAAAAUUAUUACAAAUCCUUUAAAGAAAUUAGAUUAUAAUCAUUUAUUUUUUAUCUUUUCAAAUAAUCAUAUGAAUAUUUGUUUAAAACAUUUAAUAAAGUAUUACCAAAAACAAAAAAAAAUAUAUUUUUUCAAAAAUAAUGAUGAUACAAAAUAUGAUUAUAAUGGAUCAGUUAUUAUGAAUAAUUGUUUAUUUUAUUAUCAACAUCUUAUAGUAUAUGAAAAUUUAUUCCAAAUAACGAAAAAAAAGGGUAAGUUGGGUUUUAAUUUCCUUUUUUCAUUAAUAAAAAAUUAUAUUAUAAAUUGCAAGACACAUAUAACAGAUUUAUAUAAUAAACAUAAACAAAAUAUAAAAUAUUUAAAUAGUGAAGAAUUUCAUUGUUAUGGUGAGAAGAUAUAUAAUAUAAAUAGUUUAACAGUUGAUUUAAGGGCAGAAGAACAAAAUAUUGUAACGUCUUUAUUAUAUACAUCCACAAAAAUGAAAGUGAGUUCAUUAAGUAAAUUAUUUGAUAAUUUAAUAUCAUGUUUUGAAAAUAAGAUAUUUGAAAGCACAUCAUCAAAUAUAUUAGAUAACUAUAAAAGUACAUAUGAAAAAAGAAUAUACUAUAUAUUCUUUUAUAGGCUUUAUAAAAAUUUCGGUUCUGUGUUAAAUAGUAGUAAUAAAUAUUUGUAUGAUCUAUUAAAUAAUAUUAAAUUUACAUUAAUAUCUUGUCAAAAAAAUAGUCAAGAUAUUUUCCAGGUUGGUAAAAAUCAUACGUAUAAUAAAUAUAUGCAAAAUGGACAAGUGGAAAAAAUAAAAAAUAAAUUAAGAGAUCAAUUUGAUGAUAAUACAUAUUAUGAUAACAUCAAUGAAACACGGUUAAAUAAAAACAAUGAAGAAUUACAAGACGCAGAUGAAGAAAAAGGAUUAAUAUUAAAUAACAAAGACAAAAAUAAUAAUAAUUUAAAAAGUAAGUGGUAUUGGUUCGAUUUAGGUUAUCCUACAUUAAUGUGUUUAUAUGAAAUAUUAAAAAGUGAAAAAAAUAAUCAAACAAAUAUGAAUCCAAUAUUCUUCAAUACAUGUUUUGACGAUGUCGUUAAUUAUUUUAAUAUAUUUCAAUACCUACCUAGAAUCCAUAUAAAUGAUCAAUUCGAAAAUAAUGUAAAUGAAAAAAUUCUUACGAAUAGUGAACAUUUUGAUAUGAAAAUGGUAUCUAUUAUUUUAUUAGAUAUGUUAAAACUAAUAUUGUGUAGAUAUUAUAUCUUAUAUUUAAAUGACCCAGAAAAAAUUCAAAUUAUGACAAUGAGACUUUCACUGAAAAAUUCAGAUAAUCAUAUUAAUAGUUAUAAUAUUACUAUAUGUAUUAUUUUAACACUCAAAUAUAUUUAUGAAACUAUUGGUUAUAACCAACUAUUAUUUUCAGUAAAAGAUUUGUAUCAAAUCUUUUCAGAACUUAAUAACCAUCCGGAUGAUGAAAUAGAAUAUAUAUCCAAACAGUGGUUUAACACAAUAAGGAAAAAUUCAGAAGUAGGAAAUAUUUAA
This is a messenger RNA of Plasmodium reichenowi, 9909 nucleotides long. RefSeq lists its product as hypothetical. The record is from RefSeq and is a predicted model, not a curated record. The transcript has a single exon. The coding region runs from base 1 to 9909 and encodes 3302 amino acids. Gene Ontology annotation, cellular component: preribosome, large subunit precursor; nucleus; preribosome, small subunit precursor. NCBI's taxonomy places the organism in Eukaryota, Apicomplexa, Aconoidasida, Haemosporida, Plasmodiidae. Gene Ontology annotation, biological process: rRNA processing.